CUGCGACCGUGUCGUGCAUGAAGUGUGCAACAUUCCACACUUCGUUGUUUUCGGUUAAAUAAGUGCAUCAUCCGGGUACUUGGAGUGCACUACGUGUUCUUGUUUCAGCGUGAACUCCGUGUACUCACACUAUUUACUACAAAAUAGUGCAUAAGUAUGCGAUUUGGGACGCAACUUUAGCUUGCUAAUCCGCCCCGACCUCCUCCUAGUAACCGGAAGUCGUGAUUUUCUGUUCGCGCGCGCCCCCUGUCGGCGCGAGGCCGCAUUCGUGUCGCAGUUGGAUUUUUCCGCCUUGUUGUCGCAGCCGCGCGGCCAUAUUCUCCCACACGGCUUCUCCUCAAACAUGGCUGAUUACACGAGUGUGGCGCCGCCGUCUAAUAACGCCGGCGGAGGAAUGAACGACGCUUUUAAAGAUGCACUACAACGGGCGAGACAGAUAGCAGCUAAAAUCGGAGGUGAUGGAGUUAAUCCACCUCCUGCUGCCAACGAGUUUGCAUAUGGAGGGCAGAAAAGGCCUUUGGAAGACGGCGAUCAGCCAGAAACAAAGAAAGUCGCAAGUGACCCUUUUGCUGCAAUGGGAGGAAUGGCUGGUCUUCCAAGGCCUACAUCAGAAGAGUUCAAGGUUCCAGACGGCAUGGUUGGCUUUAUUAUCGGAAGAGGAGGAGAGCAGAUUUCAAGGAUACAACAGGAAUCGGGAUGUAAGAUACAGAUCGCUCCAGACAGCGGCGGCAUGCCUGAGCGCUCUGUGACGUUAACAGGCUCUCCAGAUUCCAUCCUAACUGCAAAGAGGUUACUGACAGAGAUCGUGGAAAAGGGCAGACCAACUCCGUUUCAUCACAACGACGGGCCUGGAAUGUCGGUUCAGGAAAUUAUGAUCCCGGCGUCCAAAGCGGGCCUCGUCAUCGGAAAGGGAGGAGAGACGAUCAAACAGUUACAGGAGCGAGCCGGGGUCAAGAUGGUCAUGAUUCAGGACGGACCUCAGAACACUGGAGCAGACAAACCGCUCAGGAUUUCUGGAGAUCCUUUUAAAGUUCAGCAAGCAAAAGACAUGGUGAUGGACCUGAUCAGAGACCAGGGUUUCCGAGAGCAGAGGGGCGAAUACGGAUCACGGAUGGGUGGUGGAGAAGGUUUGGAUGUUCCCGUGCCGCGCUUCGCAGUGGGGAUUGUGAUCGGCAGGAACGGCGAAAUGAUCAAGAAGAUUCAGAACGACACCGGUGUUAAGAUUCAGUUCAAACCAGACGACGGCACCACACCAGACAGGAUCGCUCAGAUCAUGGGUCCCCCUGAUCGGGCGCAGCAUGCAGCCAGCAUCAUUACAGACCUGUUGCGCAGUGUGCAGGCUGGCGGUCCACCAGGCCCCGGGGGCAGGGGCAGAGGUCGUGGCCACGGUAACUGGAACAUGGGGCCACCAGGGGGCCUGCAGGAGUUCUCCUUCACUGUUCCCACCGUUAAGACCGGCCUUAUUAUUGGCAAAGGAGGUGAGACGAUUAAAAGCAUAAGCCAGCAGUCCGGAGCCAGAAUAGAGUUGCAGAGGAAUCCUCCUCCCAACGCCGACCCCAAUAUAAAGAUGUUCACGGUGCGCGGGACUCCGCAGCAGAUCGACUACGCCAGACAGCUCGUUGAAGAGAAGAUCGGGGGUCCCGUCAGCCCUAUGGGUGGACCUCAUGGACCACCAGGGCCGCAUGGAGGCCCCGCGCCACACGGUCCCCCAGGCCCACCUGGACCUCCUGCACCUAUGGGGCCUUACAAUCCCGGGCCUUACAACCAGGGACCCCCUGGACCACAUGGUCCUCCUGGGCCGUACCAACCUCAGGGCUGGGGUAACGGCUACCCUCACUGGCAGCAGGGCCAGCCCGAUCCCAAUAAAGCAGCCGCGGAUGCUAACGCAGCAGCGUGGGCUGCGUAUUACGCUCAGUACCAGCAGCAGCCUCAGGCUCCCAUGACGCCCACCAGCGCCGCUGCCCCGGGCACGACUCCAGCCAACGGUCAAGGUGACCCGCAGGCUCCAGGUCAGAGCGGACAGGCAGAUUACACCAAGGCCUGGGAAGAAUAUUACAAGAAAAUGGGUCAACAAGGCCAGCAGCCACAGGAUUACACCAAAGCGUGGGAGGAGUACUAUAAGAAACAAGGCCAGGCAGCCCCUCAGGCGGCCGGGGCGAGCUCCUCUCAGCCCGGAGGCCAGCCGGACUACAGCGCCGCGUGGGCUGAGUAUUACCGCCAGCAAGCAGCCUAUUACGGCCAGGGCGCCUCUCAGCCCAUGGGAGCAGCACCGCCGGCCCAGCAGGUACACUCCUAAUAUCCAUACCCCCGACGUAUAAUAUGAUUUGUGCUCUGUGUGUGUUUGUGUUUCCCUUGUUCCCCUUUCUCUUUAUAACAUUUUCCUCCACAGCUUCAUCAGGCAUCCAGGCAACCCAGUGACACGAGACUUAACCAAGCUCUUCUUUUCCCCUCCACAGGCGUCUUUAUCUCUGUAAUUAGGUUAUGGGGUGGGGCGGGGUAGUGAGUCACUGUUUCUGCUCUUAACAUGUUGUGUAUUUCUUAUGUAUUUCUUCUGCACAGGGCCAGUAAUGUGAAGCGGACAUAAAGUAAAUGCUACCUUGUCGAAAAAAUCCUUUGUUAAAUGUUUGGAUGCAGACGCCUCUUGAUGAAGAUCGUAAUUUCCUUGGUUUGCGUUUAAACUAGAUUGCAAAAUGGCUCCGGAUUGAGAAUUCUCCUCUUUUUUUUUUUUUUUUUUUUUUUUUUUUUGCUUAUUUGUUUUUUGUAAUUUUUUUCUCUCUUGUAUAAAAUGAACUGUUUUUAGUGCGGUAAUAUUGGUCAUUCCAGCUCCUGUAUCUCAUUAUGUAGUUCAGAACUCAUGUCUAUACAAGUACUCUAGUGCUCUCUUUUUUCCAUGUAAAUGCUCUCAGUUUUAAAAAUGCCUGUUGUGUUUUGCAAUAAAACAUAAUGAAACCUCCUGUGUUGGUAAGUGGGCCGGUAAAAAGUGGGAAAGGUUGACUUUGUUUUUCUGUGUGUAUAUACUUUUUUUUUUUUUUUUUUCCCUCCCCUUAAGUAUUGGUUUUUUGGGGUAUGGGGCGGGUGGGUGAAGUGGGACACAAUCCACAGACUUUGUCUCUCUCUGUCUAAAAAUGACGUUCUUUGUUCUCUCCAACUGUCUACGAAGAUUGUUAUUUCCUAUUUCCUGGUGUUUUAGCUAUGACAUGAAAGGAUCUAGUCUGGUUUAUUGGCAGUAGGAGUAGACAGGUGUAUCUGAGGGAAGGUGGUGGUGAGGUAUGCGACCCAUGCUGUGACUUCUUGUUGCUCAUAUAAUGUGAGAAACUUUCCCCCUCACAGGCCAGUUUAGGACAGCGGUAAGCAAAUAUAUCAUAAAGCAAUGUGAAAUGACUGCAAGCUGCUUAUUAAUUUUUUUUUUUUGUCAGUAUGCUGUUUUUUUUCCCCCCUCCUAGGCCAGGUGAGGUGUUUUGUAUUAUUACAUGUAUUAUACAGUUGUGCCCCUUUUCCCGAUUCUUUAAAUGCAUAUUUUUCUGGCAAAUGUCUCACGGUUUUGCAAAAACAAUGUGGCCAUUAUUUUUUUUUGCCCACCCUGUUUGGCGUAGACUUGUAGGUGUGUGUUUUUAGGGCUGAGGAGGCUAUGCUGUUACCACACCAGUGAAAUGAGCCCUCCGUAAGUACAAAAAAACCAAAAAAAAAAACGACAGCCCCGGUUUCUGCUCUGCGAAUGCAUUGUCUUUGACCAAGUGUAGUGCAUAAAGUUGAACUGUUUACCCUGAAUUUGUGAAUUUUACUGUUUUUGGGGUAAGUAUGUCUGGGCUGCAGUUUGAUUUUUUUGAUUGACGUACAAAAUGCUGAAGUCUCUCUUGAGCCUGUGACCUUACCCUAGACUGUUAAGUUUUUUUGUCAAGCAAUAUUUCAACUGUAUUAAUCCUUAAAUUGAGCUUUUUUUUUUUUUUCGUAUUUACAAACGAAUUGUGAAGUUUAACAUUGUGCCGUCAGGGCAGCACAUGAAAUUAAACUGUCUUUGCAUUAGAAAUCAGGGGUGAACAAAUCAUAAAUCUAUUCUAAUCUAGCCCAUUGGGAAGCGAAAACUCGAGUUUCGUGAUUCCUGUUGCCCAGAAACCUAAUUUAGUAGGUGUAAAAGUGAUGGCUAAUGCUGCAGCCAUCAGUUAAAAAAAAAAAAAAAAACGCAAUAAGGAAUCUAGUCGUUAUUCUCUUCUAACAACGUUUCUAACGUCGUCAUCUUUUUGUUCUCGGCAUGUCGUGGUAACCAGGAGCGCGUGUUCCUGAUUCUGAAAAGAUCUGUCUGUUAUCUGUGAGCGCUAGUUAAUAUGCCUAAUGAAAACCAUUUUGCCUCAGGCGACGCGUGUAGUGCAGUAGAAGGUGACAGGAUUCGGGAACACCAUGUAGCUACAGACAAAAUGAAAACUUGUCUUGUGAAGGUCGGUAAAGGAGUAGGGUUUAUUUUCUUACUCUGGCUGUUGAACCUACAAACUACAACUACAAAUAAACCCCAAAUUCGCUUGUCCUGGGAGCCCGGGCUACUGAUUUGUCCAUCCCUGAAAAUAAGAAAUGUUCAUCUAGUUUCUUAAAAGUGCCACUGUAUAUCGUUGUGCAAGUUUUUUUUUUUUGCCAUUGCAUACUGUUUGAUCAAGUUAAUGAAACACUUAACAUUCAGGCAAGUUGUUUGCAUUUGCAAAAUGAUGCAAAAUGUGUUGUUCGGAUGUUGGCAGACUUUGUUACCAUUUUCCAGGCUGUCCUAGUUCUUUGCCUGUGACUCAGUUUCUUUGCGAUUUCUCUCGAAAUAUAUCAAAUAACCCAAUGUUGAUUGGCGGCACGAUGCGCAGCGUCGUUCCUACACCUUAGGUUCUGCUGCGAUAACACAGGUAAGCUUAACCUAAGACACAAAAUUGUUUGACCUGUGACUCAGUCUUGAUGUGAAUCCGAAAUUUUCUGCUGCAUUUUCGUUAAGGAAUUUCUCUAAAUGUUGCACAAGGCCCAAUGUUGUAUUAAUUACUUUGUCAUUGGCAAUGUGAUUUUUCUCCCAAACAGCAUACAUACAUAUAUAUAUAUAUAUAAUAUAUAUAAAUAUGCAGAAUACAUUUAGGAUUUCUGUACAUGAUUGAAAUGCUGUUUCCUAUAUGAUCAAUGCAUAUCCAUACUGUUAGUGUGCUAGUUAUUGUUUUAGAGCAAUCGAUGGCACUGUAGACUGUAUUCCCUGUCUUUACCAAUGCUGCAUGCAGUUGGAUAUUUUUAAAACUAUAUAUAUAUAUUUUUUUUUUAACCAAAAAGAUCUGUUAUGGCAAUUCUAAUUUCUCCACUUCUGAAGUGUACUCGUAUGUAUGCUGACAUGGUUUAAACCCUGUGCUAUUGUGGCGCUAAUACAAAAUGCUGCCUUCAUUCUCGCUCACAGUGUUGAAGACGCUGCAGGCGUAGUUCGUAGAAUCAGGUCCUCAGCUAGGGUUGUCCCUAAGGAGGAGUCCUUUGACUGUGUCCCUCUGCUGAACAUAGACCGUUCAAGGGCUCCAGUUAUAAGGUAAAGCAAAAUUAUACCAUGAGGAAAUCUGUGAUUUGAAAAAGUGAAAUGUGACGUUCAGGGCAAAUGUUGAUGCUUAUGUCGAUGCUAGCGUUUUCACAUUGCUGAUGAAAUGGCUUAUGAACUGUUCCAUGAUGAUUUCAUGCACACCUUUGCUGAUUUAUGGCCAGGGAUUGAAAAUGUGCAUCAAAUGCCAGAUUAGCUGGAUCAUAAACCAGGAAUUUAUUUAUUUUUUUUUUAUAUAUAUAUAUUUUUUUUUGCAUAGCACACUUGCUUGCUCUAGGCAGUUCAUUGGAGAGUGUUUUGUUGUCCGUUGCUGCAUAUGUUGUGGUAUGCAUGCAGUAUGCUAUGUCCUUCUGAGCAAACUGUCCACAACAGAAUUCAUUGCGGGUGUAGAAAAGAAGACAUAAUCGGAGGCUAUCUGAGAAAUGGGGAGCGUGGCCGGGAGGUAAACACAAACGGUUUCAUGUCAUGUACUGUUGAAACUAUGGAAUGUAUAUCCUUUUGCAUUUAGGGCUUUGUUGUUUUCUUUUGUAUUUUUUUGCAGACAAUUGUUGGUUUUGACUGUUUAGCAUUGUUGACCUGUCGUUCAAUAAAAUUGUAAUGAUUGGAAAGCUC
Molecule: messenger RNA, 6145 nt
Organism: Pangasianodon hypophthalmus (striped catfish)
Lineage: Eukaryota; Metazoa; Chordata; Actinopteri; Siluriformes; Pangasiidae
Gene: fubp1
Product: far upstream element (FUSE) binding protein 1
Exons: 19
Coding region: 344-2296 (650 amino acids)
Biological process (GO): regulation of DNA-templated transcription
Cellular component (GO): nucleus; cytoplasm
Molecular function (GO): mRNA binding
Source: RefSeq, a predicted model, not a curated record